ACUUCUGUGUAUGUUUUAUGGGUUUUCUCCAUCUCAAGCAGUUCAAUUGGCAAGUAAAUUGAAAUUGUUCUGUGUUUUGUAAGUGGGGGAGAUUCUUGAUAGGCCAAUGCAUGCCUUUGCAACUUCAUGUGGAGUUUUUUUUUUAAUCAGCCAUGCCUUGAAGUGCUCGACUUUCGCGCAUUAUGUUGUGAACGUUCAUUCUGGAAAUCAUGUCUGCAUGGUCGUAUCGGUUUAUUUGCUCUUUUGAAUAACGCUAUAAGGGGGCAUGACAACGUGCAGGUACGUUUCAAGUGAGUUGGCAACUGAUAUCACUGUCAGUGUUGGGAGUGUAAAGUUCUACUUGCAUAAGUUUCCUCUUCUGUCAAAGAGCGCACUUCUGCAGAAACUGGUCGCAGCUACCAAUAAUGAUGACAGCGAUGAAGUCAACAUCUCGGACAUUCCCGGUGGUCCUGCCUCAUUUGAGGUCUGCGCCAAGUUCUGUUAUGCCUACAAUGUCGUCGCUGCGAGGUGUGCCGCCGAGUACUUAGAAAUGUACGAGACAGUUGAAAAGGGGAAUCUUAUCUACAAGAUUGAAGUUUUUCUUAGCUCUAGCAUUUUCCGUAGUUGGAAGGAUUCGAUCAUCGUUCUUCAGACCACAAAAUCCUUAUUACCACAUUCUGAGGAAUUGAAGUUGGUGAAUCAAAGUAUUGAGUCGAUUGCUGGGAAGGCCUGUGUUGACAUCUCCAAGGUCGAUUGGUCCUACUCCUACAACCAGAAGAAGCUGGGAGAGGAAAAUGGGAUGGACUCAAAUGGUGUCCGAACUCGUGUGGUUCCAAAGGACUGGUGGGUCGAGGAUCUUUGUGAGCUCGAGAUCGAGUUAUACAAGCGUGUUUUGAUGAAUAUCAAAAUGAAAGGGAUGCUUCCUGGCGAAAUCAUCGGUGAAGCACUGAAAGCUUAUGCUUACAGAAGGUUGCCUGGGUUCAGCAAAGGUAUGAGCAAGUGCAUAGAUACACCGAAGUAUCGGCUGGUGGUAGAAACAGUCGUGCGGUUGUUACCUGGAGAGAAAUGGAGCAUCUCCUGUAGUUUCUUGCUCAAGUUGUUAAAGGCGGCCAUUUGUGUCGAUUCAGGGGAGACGGCGAAAAGGGACUUGAUUAGGAAGAUAGGACAGCAAUUAGAGGAGGCUAAUGUGAAUGAUCUCCUGAUACGGGCACCAGAAGGAGAAAGUAUGAUGUACGAUGCUGGCACUGUAAUUGCUGUAGUUGAGGAAUUCUUGUCACGGGAGAGCCAGGAGAUCGAGUCCGUUGAAGAAAAACAUGAGCUGCGAGGCAUGAGGAGGCUGGGGAUCUUGUCCGAUGCUUCCAAGCUGAUGGUGGCAAAACUAAUUGAUGCAUACCUCGCUGAAAUAUCGAAAGAUCAUAACCUGCCUUUGUCCAAGUUUGUUGAACUUGCUGAGAUGAUGUCAAGUGUUCCUCGGCCUUCCCAUGACGGACUUUACCGAGCCAUCGACAUGUUUCUCAAGGAGCAUCCUGGGAUCACCAAGAGUGAGAGGAAGAGGAUUUGCAAACUGAUGGACUGCAAGAAGCUCUCGGUCGACGCGUGCAUGCACGCCGUGCAAAAUGAGAGGCUCCCUUUGCGCGUCGUCGUGCAAGUGCUCUUCUUUGAGCAGGUCAGAGUGGCUGCGUCAUCUGGGAGCAGCACCCCAGACCUCCCCAAAAGCCUUCGGGAGCUGAACAACGGGUCCCACGGAAGCUCGAGGUCCGCCACGACCAACACAGAGGAAGACUGGGAUGCCGUGGCCACGGCGGAAGAGCUCAAGGCCCUCAAGACCGAGCUGGCCUCGCUGCGGCUGAGCAUCGGGGCCCAAGGAGGGUCCGAGAGGAACGGGGACGGAAAGCCCAGCGUGGACAAGGCCACGAUAACCAAGAUGAAGGGGCUGCUCCGGUCGAAGAAAGUGUUCAUGAAGAUGUUCUCAAGCAAAAGCCAGAGCGAAAACAACAGCAGCUCGGAUUCCUCCGAGAGUCUCGGCUCUGGCAAUGGUAAUGCGGACGAAGCGAAGUCGACGCCUUCCCGGAACAGGAGGUACUCGGUAUCAUAGUCGAAAUCGGCAAAUCGGAGGUAGUUUUUAAUGUCUUUUUUUGGCACCCAACUUAAUAGGUUUAGGGACAUUAGUGUUAGAUAAUGUCCCAUUGAAGUGAAAGUGAAAGUACAUAUGAUGGCUAAGUCAUACAGGUAAGUGGUGUUCUGCUGAAGAAUUUGUAUUUUGUUAGCAAGAGUUGUUCAAGUUGAUAGUGACUUCUACUUCAGGAAACAAAAACAAAAAAAAAUGUAAUUUGCCCUUUAUAGGAAGUGUCAAUUAUGUUGUCAUUAUUA
Molecule: messenger RNA, 2349 nt
Organism: Syzygium oleosum
Lineage: Eukaryota; Viridiplantae; Streptophyta; Magnoliopsida; Myrtales; Myrtaceae
Product: BTB/POZ domain-containing protein NPY2-like
Exons: 3
Coding region: 266-2074 (602 amino acids)
Molecular function (GO): protein binding
Source: RefSeq, a predicted model, not a curated record